This is a messenger RNA of Sporothrix brasiliensis 5110, 3354 nucleotides long. RefSeq lists its product as uncharacterized. The record is from RefSeq and is a predicted model, not a curated record. The transcript has a single exon. Bases 1 to 3354 code for a protein of 1117 amino acids. Lineage: Eukaryota; Fungi; Ascomycota; Sordariomycetes; Ophiostomatales; Ophiostomataceae.
AUGCCUCGCUUCAGUUUUCCGGUCCCCGGCCGGAGGAGCAAACAGGAGCCCGUCGCUGCCAAGGCGCCGCCUCUCACCAAGGUCCAGAAAGUCCUAGGUUCCUCACAUAUCAAUGUCGACUCGGCCGCCUCAUUGCCCCUAUCCGAUGCGGCCAGGCACUGGGACACCGCCUCCAACGCCCACUCCAGCAUCAGCAUCAACGUGCCCGAGAGUGCCAUAAGCUACGACGAAACUCAUGAUGGCGGUCUGCCGAGCCUUACCGAAGACACGGUUGUUGACAGCCCUCGCGGCGGCCGGUCCGCGGGCUUCGACGAGGAGUCGGGCGUCCUGCCGCGGAUCUUCGCUGACGGCGACAUCAGCAUCGACUUGUACGGCCACGAGGGCCGCUCCAUCACGGACGCCUCAAGCCUUCGGCGCAAGCAGUCCGGCUCCACCAUCGUCUCAUACUACGACAAAUCCAAAGUUCCAUUGGGCAUCUCACAACAGACGUCGAAUUCGGCCAUGGCCAAGGGUCUGCCUACAAAGGCGAGCUCGUUACUCGACAUUGACGGCAGCCUCUCGCAAGCGUCAAGGCGCAAAAAGAAGCCGGCCAAGCUCGACCUCUCCCGCAUGUUCACCAACCGCAAGUCGUCCAGCACCAUGACCCUAAACACCGAUCGAGGGCUGGUCCUCAGUCCUGACAUGGUUACGCGCUCUCCAUCCUUCAUGUCCGUUUCCCCAAUGGACUACCUCAACCACCCGCACAGCAGCACCCGCAGCCACCACAAAGUACGACCUGUGACACAGGGCUCGAUGCGCGACGGCCUGUCUGGCAUGGCAAGUCCCAAGCAAAAGGUGCUGCGGAAAAAGUCUCUACCCAAUCCACGAUUAACAACGACAACACCUGCACCCCCUACUCCUUCCGCCACACAAGAAGCAGCCGGCCUCCAGAACCUGUAUGCACACUACGAACAGAUGACCUUCCGCGACGUCUUUGCCGAGCAGGACGCCGAGUCAUCGUCCGAGGUGCCUGCUACCGAUAGCGAAGGCGACGGCGCCGCGCCCAUGUCGCCCAUGUCGCCCAAGACUGUGCCUCAGAUUUACCAAGAAAAGAUGGAAGAAGAGGCGCGCGCCGGCAACUACCUGCCACAGAUCACCCUGGAGACACCGCUCUACAAGGACAUCUCGGCCUACUUGGGUGGCUACGGUGCCAACGUAGAUGUCGCGGCGGCGCGCGGCAACGACCCGCUCGAUCUUCCUACCCUCAAAACCCCCUUGGACGACGGUUCCGACAGCAUCUCCAGCCGACACACGCGGACUUCCAAAGCGUCGAAACGCACUGCCCAGAGCUUGCUCGAUAUCGACCUGAAGCAAACAAGCGUCCUGUCUCUGUCGUCCGACUCGGAGGACGACAUGGUCGAUUCACGCCCCAAGACAUCCUCCACUUCCACGCUGCCCUCGCCGCGGUCGCAACGAGACACCACACCAAGCGCUCAAGGUCAAGAAAGCCAGCACCCAACGACAUCACGCAGCCAGUCGUCCGGCAAGAAGAAAGACCGCUCGAGCGGCCGGUCCGACAACACCGUGCACUUCUUGCCCGUGCCCAACCCCAACGAGAGCCCGUCGCCCGGCCCCGUCCUGUCCGCAACAGCCUACUCCCGUGCUAGCUCAGCGUCUGCAUCGACCACCAGCACCACAAAACCCUCCAUCCGCGAUAUUCGGUCUCCGUCCCGCGAGUCGCACGCGUCGCGCGUUUCCAUGGCAUCAACACGGACGGGCAAUUCGGUCGGCCCGGCCAACUACACCGUACACGAAGCCCGCGCCAUCACGCUCAUUCCAGCACAGGGUGCCUCUUUCAAUUCCGACAAGGCGCGCAGCCGCACGUCCUCGUCUGACCAGCCGACCCCACCGCUGUCACCGACAAGCAUGGACUUUAUGAUUCGAUCCAACCGCGCAUCAGUCUACGAUGGCGAUCAGGGCUCAGUUCAGUCGGCUAACGGCAAUUUGCCGGCCGAUUCUAGCGCCCGCAGCCCCUCAGCAGGACCAGGUCGCUUCAUGGCCGUCACGCGCCAGGAGGAGCUGCUGCUCGCCGCCCUGCGCAAAAAGCGGCUUCGCAUGCGUGAGUCGGUCAUCGCCGAGUUUGAAGAGGAGGAGGGCAAGGAAAAGGAUAAGGAAAAGAAAACAGCCGAGAGCAAGGAGCAAGAAAUUGCAGCAUCGCAGCCAGCCACGCCCGUCCACGAGAUCCGUCGAGGAAGCAUUGAUGCCGUCCUCGAGUUGCAUUCGCCGCAGCCUCGAUCAAUGAGCGCCGCGUCCAUUAGCUUCAACGACUUUCCUAUGCAGUUCGAGGACGCGACCUUCCCCGUGCCGCCUUCGACCGGCAUUCGCAACUCUCUGCGGCCGAGCUCUGCCCUGUCGCUCUCAAUUCCUCUGUCUCCCCGGUCAAAGCCACCGACCGCCCAGCUGCCGCCGACACCGACGGCCAGAUCGACUCCCAACCCCGACCUGGACCGAGUGCUCAUGAACAUGAACAAGCCAACCUCGACUGUAGAGUCGGGCUCGGGAGCGUCCGGCAAGGUGUCCAACAGCAGUGGGAGUGGGACUGGCACGACCAGUGGCAGUGGCAGUGGUAGUGGCAGCCACAGCACGCCAGCGAGCGACCGCUCCGAAGACGUUUUCGGCAGUGCUGCCCGGAACACGCACAUUCAUGAUGGCGGGUCAAGCCCGCGCCUCAGUGAUUGCCUCAACUUUGACGACGAAGCCGAAGACGAAGACGAAGACGAAGACAAACGAGACGGCGCCGCCAGUGACAGCGCCGAGAGCUACGACUCGUUCGAUUUCCAGUCGUCUGUAGACCAGUCGCCCAUCGACCCGCCGGCAACCGCUUCUCCGCCAGCCUCCUCCGUACAGAACCAGCGCCCACCAACCCGUGGUCGCCAGCCGCAAUACCUUGGCGUGGCAAAGCCGACACGCGGCCCGACACUGCCGACUGUGCACGACGACAUUGACGAAUUCAGUGACUACGACGAGUACGAGAACGUCGUCAAUGACGACGAAGUGGGCGUCGACGCCACGAAGGACGGCUACCCGGUGCAAAACGUCGGCGCGUCGGCGGACCUGGCGUUUAACUCCUUUGGCAACAACAACAACAACAACAACAACAACAACUACAACGGCCGCAGGCAGAGCCUCGCGCAGAACAACAGCCACCACAGCUACUAUGGCCACGCCGACGACGACGAGCAGGGCAUACCGCGGCCAGACUCGCCGCUCGAGUCGCCUCUGCCCUUCCCGCACAAGCGAGCUGUGCGCAUCAGCGCCGUCGGCGGUGGUACGCGCGUCGGCAUGGAGGCCGGCUGGUGGGGUCACAACGGAUAG